GGUUGAAGUAUAAAUAAAAAAAUUGAUUCCAAAUCCAAUCAAAAGGCCAGGGAUUUUGUGUGGACUCCAAAGAGCAUGUUUUCUUCCUCCGUUCAACCUUCGCCAAAUUUGUCUUCUUCAACCUUCGAAAAUUUUGUGUUAGCUAAUCUUCUUCAACCUUCGCCAAUAGAAAGAACAAAAAAAUUGUCAGAGGGGCAAAAACAUGGAGGAAUCAUCAUGGUACCACGCCGCGCCUUUGCUCAACUUGGUUGAAAUGCUUGCCGGCGACUUCCCCGGCGUCCGUUUCUCGUUCUUCAGCACUCCCCGGACCAACAAAUGUCUGUUUAAGCCGGACGCCGGCGGCGAACUCAACAUCAAGGCAUACGACGUGUGGGGCAAGGCGGCAAAAGGGGCGGCGUUGCUGCCGGGACGGGAGGCCGCCAUGAGAUUUGUGGAGGCGAUGCCGGCCAACUACGAGAGAGCGGUUGAGGAAGCGAUGGUGGCGGCGGCUUGGCGACGGAAGAAAGGAGAUCGAAGAAUAGCAAUAGCGGCUAGGAAUAAGAUGGAGAUCAAAGAGCUUGUGUGCAGCCACUGUGGGAAAACAGGACAUGAGAUCGAGGCAUGCUACAAGCUGAUUGGGUACCCCGAAGGUGAAACAUUAGAAGACGAUGGAUCAAGCAGUCCCGCUCCGGCUGAUCAUUAUGAUGAUGAUGAUAAUGAAGUAAUGGCGGAGGAGCAGCUGGACCGUCCACAGAGGAACGGUCAGCCGGAAGAAGGCGGAAAAGCAGUUGAGCUACCGGCGGUCGACCCGACGGACCGUUCUCAUGUCCACGGUCGACCGUCAUCAAGGCAGAAAGGUGGAACUCUGGGAGAUCAACCAACGGUCGACUCGGUGGACCGUUUGGAGAGACACGGUGGACCGUUCGAGGGGCAGAGAGACAGACUUCAGGGAGAUGAAGAAACGGUCGACCGUGAUGACAACAACGGUCGACCGUCCCCAAGGCAGAAAGGAGGCAGUGAGGAACCAUCACAGACGGUCGACCCCGUGGACCGUUCCACGGAUGGCGGUCGACCGUCCUCAUCCCGACAACCAACAGAAACCUUGGGGCGUGGUCAACGGGAAAGGAGGCCAAAUGACUCUACACUAUAUAUGUAACACAUGAAUGUAUAUGGAGACAGAGAAAUAAUACGAGUAAUUUUCCUCCUACGCAAUUCUUUCAUGAUGGCCGAAUAUCACACACCAAAAAUGGGGAGGGAUACUCACACUUUAUAAUACAAUGUAUUAAGGAAAUGCUAGGAAAUUGCUUAGGGACAAAAACAAAUUAGGCUUAAUUCAUUGUUCCCAACCAACACAACAAGACAAGUAUACUUUUGUUAAUCAAAUAUUUGAUUAUUC
Messenger RNA from Cuscuta campestris, 1375 nucleotides. Lineage: Eukaryota; Viridiplantae; Streptophyta; Magnoliopsida; Solanales; Convolvulaceae. The record is from the annotation of a GenBank genome assembly.